Messenger RNA from Osmia bicornis bicornis, 3129 nucleotides. Its product is annotated as NCK-interacting protein with SH3 domain. Gene Ontology annotation, biological process: endocytosis. The transcript is spliced from 9 exons. The coding region runs from base 209 to 2137 and encodes 642 amino acids. Lineage: Eukaryota; Metazoa; Arthropoda; Insecta; Hymenoptera; Megachilidae. The record is from RefSeq and is a predicted model, not a curated record. Gene Ontology annotation, molecular function: protein binding; Arp2/3 complex binding.
AAACAAAGGCAUAUCUAGUCUUGUUGGAUCUGUAGUCACUGCUGUCUACAUAAUUGACCAACAAAAAAAGGCAUCGUAAAAAAAUAAUGUCGAGCACGAAUGAAAGUGAAAUUAGUGAGCGGUGGUAGAUAGUUGUUCAUUCGUUUUCUUCUCACCUGGGCGUUGUCUCCUGGAGAACGAAUAUCACUUUCAAUUUCAAUUCACUAUCAUGGGUGACAGUUCCAUGAGGUUAGAGAACUAUGAAGUGCUUAAAGCUCUCUAUGACUUCAAAGCCACGUUUGCAAAAACCCUUAGCUUUCAAGAGGGUGAUUAUUUCAUUCUGUAUCAAACUAAUACCAAGCAGAGGAAUUGGUGGCAAGUUGUCAAUAGGGAUGGCCAAAUUGGAUACAUUCCCUCCAAUUAUGUCACCACUGAGAAGGUUUCAUCUCAAGUAUUGAUUGAAUUUUUGGAAGACUGCAUUGCAAAUGUGAAGACAGAAACUAAGAAACAAAGUGGAUUACACUUGGAUAAACAAGAUCUUCUUCUGAGAUUAAUUGAAAAGAAAAGACGAGCAGAGUUACAUAAGAAACCUAAGAAGCAUGCUCCGAUGCCUCCAGAUUUUGGAAAUGUUACACCUAGUAGAGAAGUGUCUUCGUCACCUGUUUGUAAUAUAAAAGAAGCAGAUGUGAACCCUGCUCAGAGUAACACAUCUUACAUGACAGCACAGACUACAUUGCACACUAAUGUAGAGAAGGAAGAAACACCAGUUGUUCCACAAUGUCAGCAUAGUUCUAUAAGCGAACCGAGAAAACAAUCUCUUCCGCAUCAGUCUUCGUCUGACACACAAAAAAUUCAGAAAAGUCCUUCUCAGGGUAGCGUCAGACAGACCCCUACCAAUUCGCCUGCAAAAAAGAAGGCUUCGUUAUGUGAUAUUAAUUCUCAUACAGCUUAUCAGUUACUUGACCAAGUACGUAGAAAUACUCAGUUAAGCUAUGAAAUGUCUAAAGUAGCGGUCACAGUGGUUGUUUCUGGACUGCAACAAUUGUUGCCACCAAACGUGAGCCAUUACUUUGAUGCGCUAUUGCACCAAUUGGAAACACCGUUCACAGUGUCUCAAAUGAGUAUAGAGGAAACAUACGAUGCUAACAGAUUGAAAAUAAUUUUUACAGAGCUUACUUCUUGUAAAGAAGAUUCUCAACAAAGAAACUGGAUGCUUUAUGAAGAUGAAUCUAUUAUUGUUGAUUAUAUAAAGGAGCUUACUUCUAUAUUGACAAAUGCAGAUGCAAACGUAUCUAGGUAUGUUCUGCAACAGGAUCAGUAUAACGGGGUUAAUAUAUUAAUACAGUAUUAUCAAAUGGAGCCAAGGUGGACUAUCAGGCAGUUACUCUUACAGUCAUUCGGAGUGAUGUGUAGCCUGGAUUCUGUGAUUUUGACUAUAAUGUUAAACAGUAUAUUGCCUAUGGAACUAGCAAGAGACAUGAGGAGUAAUCCUAGAAACGUGACGAAAUUAAAUUAUUCCUCGUUAUUACUUACUAUGAUUUUCUCAAUGGGUGAACCUAUGCCAGUUACGCAUUUGGAGCAACUGGGUCCUGAUUUUAUAGCAUUUGUUUUGGAUUUGAUAGAGAAUCCACCAGACAUGGAUUUGGAAGAUCAAAUCCCAGACCUAUUCGUGAAUUUAAUAUUGUCUUACAAUUUACAGUUCACAAACUCGGAAAACAUAGUGCUGAAUGCAUUGAAGGAGAGAACAGUUGCAAAGAAUUUCACUGAAAAAAUCUUGCUACUGUUUAACAGGGAAGAGGAUCCUGUACGAAUAUUCGAUCAUCAACCACCACCACCGCAUUCUGUUCUAAAGCUAUUUAUUGACUUGUUCAGUAAUGAUGUUACUGCAGGUCUCUUCUAUACCAAUGACGUGAAAGUUCUAAUUGAUAUUAUACUGCGUCAAUUGUAUGACAUGUUCCCCGGCGAUAAGCGCAGACAAUAUUUAGAAUUAUGCCGGAGAGUACUUCGUACUUCCAGUUACAAUGAACACAGAUAUCGUUCAGAAGAUUUGUUGAAAUGUUUUACAAGGAUAUUCUGCGAAGAGACUGGGGAAAGUCAGGAAGAUCAGCAGUCGGUACGCGAGAUUAGCAAUGAAUUUCCGCAUUUAUUUAAGAUCUGACAUUUGCUUUCGUCCUCCGACGAUAAAGAAUUGGAGGAAGACGACUUGCAGACUCUUGUGUAAGAAGACUUUACGCAAUGACGAGAAGUGGCGAGGUAUCAGGUUACCGAUCAAAAAAAUCUCCUUUAUUUUUCUAUCCUCUAUUUUGCAUAUAUAUUUUGCUCAGCUAACGUAAUUACCAAGAACGCACACGCGAUUCGCAGAAUUUUAAGCGCAUCAGAUUCUAUUUUUCCCAUUUUAAUCUCUCGAGCAAACGAUACUACUUAUUCUAGAUAAAAAAACAGAAUGCAAAAAGAACAAAAACAAUAAAUAGAUCAGUAUUUGAAAAUUAAUGUACAUAUAAAGGAGAAACUUUUUUUCUCGUUCUAAGCAUGAGGACCAUCGGAGUAUAUAGAAUCAUUCCAAGUACCCUAACUUAGAUAAAUGAAUUAGUGUAAUGAAAUAAAGUAGUCUGACUGCACGGAUAAACAUUUUGAUAUUAUAUUAAAGACUAAUUGGAGCACGUAGCAAGAUUUAAUCUCUAUAAAAAGUUCUUUAUGAAAAUUCUUCGUUCGGAAAAAAAAUGAAGAAUUUAGUUUUAAUUAAAUCAAUUAAUGGUCUCUCUGUAAACUAUUAUAAUAGUCUAGUCCACGUUUGUGCGUGUCCGAAUAGUGUUCUAAGUCAUACGUUAUUUCUUAAUUUAUAUUAAAUUUUUUCUUGUGAAUGAUAUAUAAUUAGUAUACGAUUUUGAAAGAAAUUAACUAUUCGUUUUGCAAGUUGUCGCGAUCAAGGCGUUUAAAAUUGUCGUGACGAAGUUUCAAAGUUUAUUAGUGCCACUAAUAUUAUAGUUAUCAAACUUUCUAGUCUAUUGCUAGCAACUCUAUUUUUUAAGAAUAUUACACUGCGUUACGUUUUCGACUAUUAACGUGUCAAUUACAGAGAAAUCUCAAAUUAUUGUGAUUAUAAAUCAAAUGUUAAAAAAAAAAAAAAAAUAAAAAGUCUAGCAGAACAGA